AAUUCCCUACUAGCUAGAUACUUCAAAGUUCAAACUUAAAAGGUCGGUCUUUGAAUUUGAAUAGAUGGAGGAGUGCAUUCGAAUCCGAAGAUAUGAAGAACUUCCCACGGCUAAAGACUUCGAUUCCCUGAUUGAGUCUAGAAACGUUCCUGCUGUUCUGUGUGGAUGCACCAAGGGUUGGAGAGCUUUCUCCCUCUGGAAUCCAUCGAAUGGUGGCCUUGACUACUUGCAGGCACGGGUUGGCUCUUGCAUGGUGGUGGCUAUGAUCUCUCAAUCCGCGUCUGUAUUUUAUGGUGAUCUUGGAAGCCAUCAGAGGGUACCUUUACCAUUUUCUACCUUCCUUGGUUUCUGUAAGAAACGGAUGCAAAUGCAAAGUGAACACCACCAACACCUUGAUCUUUGUCCUGCCACACAAACUCAGGACACAAAACAUGCAUAUUUGGCCUUGGAAUGUGUUCCCGAACAAAUUUAUUUAGCACAGGUGCCAAUUAUGAACAAUGAUGGUCAGGAGAGGGUUCAAUUGGAAACCCUAAAGGAAGACAUUCAGACGCCUCCAGUUUUGGUGGCAAAAGAACUAUCUUCUAUAAAUUUGUGGAUGAACAAUGCCCACGCUAGAUCAAGUACUCACUAUGAUCCACACCACAAUCUUCUUUGCGUAGUUUCUGGCCGCAAACAAGUUGUUUUGUGGCCUCCUUCUGCUAGUCCCUCACUCUACCCAAUGUCUAUAUAUGGGGAGGCUUCCAAUCACAGUUCUGUUGCUUUAGAAAAUCCUGAUUACUCAAUUUAUCCAAGGGCAGAAUGCUCAAUGGAGUUAGCACAAAAGGUUGUUCUUGAGGCAGGCGAUGCACUUUUCAUUCCUGAAGGCUGGUUCCACCAGGUAGAUAGUGAUGAUUUGACCAUUGCUAUUAACUUCUGGUGGAGAUCCAACAUAAUAUCUUGCAUGGUGGAACACAUGGAUGCUUAUUAUUUGCGCAGAAUAUUGCGAAGAUUGAUUGACAAAGAAAUGGACCACCUACUGCUUAAGUUGGGGAUGGGGAAAACUAGGAUGUGUACAUACAAGCUGCCUAGUAAUGGACAAACAGAUCAUGCCAAUGGAAAUUAUAGUCAGAUGUUGAAAGGGAUGAAUUUUAAAGUGAAGAGAAUAGAAGAGGGGAACACAGUGCUUGAAUUAGAACCUGCUGUAGUCCAGGUGCUUCACGAACUUGUGUCUUUGGUUCACAACAGUGUUAGUGCCAACCUGGAUCAACAAUCACUGUCAACUUCUAUAAAUGAUUCUGAGCUAUUAGGGAAUGAUAAGUGUGAGAAAAUAGUGGCUACUGACUUGAAAGAUGAUCCAGUUGCUAAAUUUCUCUGGGAUGUGGAACCACAAACUCUCCAAAAUGUCUUUCUUGCUAUGGCGCACAACUUCCCAAGAACUUUAGAGGCUCUUGUACUGCAUGUACUUUCACCAGUUGGGGCUGAAGUCCUUACUCGAAAAUUUGAUGAGAUGGAUCAACAAACUCUUGAGGAAGAUCGGAAUCGAUUCUAUGAGGCUUUCUACGGUGCAUUUGAUGACCAAUCUGCAGCAAUGAAUUCAAUUCUAAAAGGGAAGGAGUCAUUGACCCAACAGGCAUUUAAGAAUGUAUUGGAUAAAUUUGUGGGAGUGAAUCUGGAAAGCUUGAAGCCAGGGGUCGGAUGAAAUGCUAAGUGAAGUAAAGCUUAUGGAUGAACUGGCCAACUGGGCACCUCAAUAGAAUAAAUUGAUGCAUAUUUGAAACUUAGGCUUUUCUCUGUACUUUUAUUUGUCAGUUUACAGUUCAGUAGAUGAUUAGCACGAAUUUCAACAGUGUUCAGUGUUGUAUAGGUAACAUCAGCUGUAUAUACGCUAUCUGUUUAAUACGUUGUAUUAAUUAAUUGAAAUUCUAUUCGGUUGAUUC
Messenger RNA from Gastrolobium bilobum, 1916 nucleotides. Its product is annotated as lysine-specific demethylase JMJ31. Gene Ontology annotation, molecular function: 2-oxoglutarate-dependent dioxygenase activity. Bases 65 to 1678 code for a protein of 537 amino acids. The transcript is spliced from 15 exons. The record is from RefSeq and is a predicted model, not a curated record. NCBI's taxonomy places the organism in Eukaryota, Viridiplantae, Streptophyta, Magnoliopsida, Fabales, Fabaceae.